Molecule: messenger RNA, 1547 nt
Organism: Corylus avellana
Lineage: Eukaryota; Viridiplantae; Streptophyta; Magnoliopsida; Fagales; Betulaceae
Gene: UMAMIT12
Product: nodulin MtN21 /EamA-like transporter family protein
Cellular component (GO): membrane
Molecular function (GO): transmembrane transporter activity
Source: RefSeq, a predicted model, not a curated record
AUGGUUAUAGAGAUGAUAAUUGUUAGAGUAAUAAUUUUGAGUUUUUAAAGAUAGUAGUGCAGUCCCCAGCUUUGAAAAAUAUUACCGUCUACAUAAGCAGGACCCCAUUGCUACCACCAUUAGGCUACUCUUGUGAGCAACUAGAUAAUAAGAUUUGUUGUUUCAUUAUUUAACUGAAGCUCCAGCAAUCUGAUCCAGUGGGAGGCAGCGGCCAUACAAUUCAAGAUGGAGAACCAACCACAAACCACGUUUGAUAGAAUUAAACCAUUUCUGGCUGUUAUAUUCUUGCAGUUUGGGUUUGCAGGAAUGGAUGUUCUCUGUAAGGCUGCCUUAAACAAGGGGAUGAGCAAUUACGUCCUUGUUGUCUACCGCCAUGUCGUUGCCACCGUCGUCAUUGCCCCCUUUGCAGUCAUUCUAGACAAGAAAGUAAGGCCAAAGAUGACACUAGCAAUCUUCACCAAAAUAAUCGUGCUCAGCUUAUUGGAGCCAGUAAUUGACCAGAACUUGUAUUUCCUGGGAAUGAAGUACACUACAGCAACUUUUGCAGCCGCUAUGACCAAUAUUCUUCCUGCCCUUACAUUUAUAAUGGCCUGCAUUCUUAGGCUUGAGAAGGUAAGAUUUAAAAGUAUCCGCACCCAAGCUAAGGUGAUAGGGACCAUAGCAACGGUUGCAGGAGCCAUGGUCAUUACACUGGUAAAAGGCCCCGUUAUUGAGCUGAUCUGGACGAAAGGAAAAACUUACCACGAACAGCAACAGGCUGCAGCCAAUCUUCAACAUUCAAUUAAAGGUUCCAUAAUGAUCUUCAUUGGCUGCUUCAGCUGGGCUUGUUUCAUGAUUCUGCAAGCAAUCACACUAAAAACAUACCCUGCUGAGCUCUCUCUUACAGCUUGGAUAUGCCUGUUAGGCUCAGCCGAAGGUGCCGUAGUGGCGCUAGUGAUGGAAAGGGGAAAAACUGCCAUCUGGUCAAUAAAUUGGGAUGUCAAAUUACUGGCAGCUCUCUACAGUGGCGUAAUCUGUUCAGGACUGGCUUAUUAUAUCCAAGGAGUAGUAAUGAAAGACAGAGGCCCUGUUUUUGUGACGGCUUUUAGUCCCCUAUGCAUGGUUAUUGUUGCUGUCAUGGGCUCCAUCAUCUUGGCUGAGCAAAUGUAUCUUGGCAGGGUACUUGGUGCUGUUAUCAUAGUUGCGGGCCUAUAUCUUGUUGUGUGGGGCAAAAGCAAAGAUUACAAGUCCCAAACCCCAUCAACCAAUGAGCAAAUAGCGCUGGAUUUACAAAUAAUACAUGCAGGUAACACUGGAAAAGAAAACUUUAAUCAUGGGGUUGUCACAAUUGACGUCUCUGGGGUGGAGACAAAUAAACAACAAGAAAAGCAAAGGAAUCCAGUCACUUGCUAAUUAUGAAUUUCCUGAAGAGUUCCAUGCACCUCACAGUUCUAUGUAUCAGGCUGUCACAUCUAUUAAUGUUGUAUGCUUUACUAAGUUUUUUCAAUAAGUGUAACAUAAUCUCCAACGGAGAUGCAAGGAAAAUGACAAUUAACAUAAAACCAUAA